AUGAGGGAUAGCCUCGGCUGCUGGCGCGUGGAUGAACUGUCGGUCUCUGGGGCUCAGCUCUGCCUCUGUCUGUGGGGCAGGUGCCUCCCCGUCGCUGCUAUCAAGACUACUGCUGCUACUAUCGUGGCUGCGGUCCUUAACCCACUUCUGCUUCGACCUCAGCAGGGCGUUGGAAUUGAUAUGGUGGAUGCAGAGCUGCUGCUGUACCUCAGAGAACUGAUCGUUCAGGGCGGCUUUCAUCGAAUCGUCGAAGUUAGUGACGAUAAUGUCUAG
Messenger RNA from Fusarium venenatum, 273 nucleotides. Lineage: Eukaryota; Fungi; Ascomycota; Sordariomycetes; Hypocreales; Nectriaceae. The record is from RefSeq and is a predicted model, not a curated record.